UACUAUUUAAUGGAAUUUAUUGAUUUGUAUUGAUCGUAACUAGUUAAGAAAACCUUAGUAUGGGAAACAGUUUUGGUUCUGCUGUUAUCGAGGAUGUGUCAAAAAUGGAUGAACCUUGAAAGCAUGUCUUCUACUAGUUGUGGUCUAUUGUGUUGUUUAUGAAGUUGAUUAAAAGUUCAAAAGUGGCUGUGGACGAGCAAUAAUUAAUAGAUUUCGAUAAAAAUAGAGUUCAUUGAAGAACAGGAAACGCUGUUAACGACGAUGGCUCUGUACGAUAACAAGUACUGGCUUUUAUCUCACAUCAGGAAUUCCUUCAUAUCAACAGAUGACACAGGAAUGUGUGAGCUGGUGAUGGUUGGAGAGAAUUUGCCAGAUUCCCUUGUGGAUGCUUUGGAUAAAUACCCGGAUACUGAUGAUAGCCAAGAGGAAGAUGAUGAGAUUGAGCAUGAAUCUUAUGAUAUACAAUUGGAUUCAGAUUUUAAUGUAAGGAAGUUUGGCUCCAACAUGUCCUCUUGGAUGGAGAAGAUGGAUCAAAAGCGUAAGAGAGCAGGAAGAAGCAAAAAUAUCAAGUGGGAAUCAAAUGCUGAGAAGAUGAGUGAUGAGGAUAGGAUGAAAAUGUUUGCCAAGCAGGAAAUACCAAAGGAACAACCAGCAUUCAAGUCCUUGCUCUCUGAACAAAUACAGAACUGCAUUAGAAUGCCAAAGAACCCUUUUAUGGAGUACUCAAAGUUUGAUGGAAGUGCCCAAGUUGGAGUACCUGUCAGAAAGUACAAAAUAUUUCUGACUAUGCUUCCUGAAAACCAAAAGAACUAUCCAAUGCUUGUCGUUUGUGUGGCCACAGCCAAAAUACAAGAGCUCAUUGGUCUGAUUUGUUACAAGUGCAGUUCCAGCAUAGUUUACGGUGAUUUCCCGUUGCAGCCCGUCUCAAGUUAUGGGCUGUACAUCACGGAAGAAGAUGGCGAGGUGGACAGGGAUUUUCCAUGUUUGGAUGCCAAAGAGUGCGUAGCGAAGUUCGGUUUUACAUGUUUAGGCCUCGUCGAGCACAAGAACAACAAAAUAGUGACAUUCGAGAAUUCCGAGCAACUCGUCAUGCGGAAUCUCGAGGAGACCUUAAGCUCCUCCGAACAAGCCUCUGCAGCUCUUGAUGAAAGCAAACAAUUGAUAGUUGAUAUGGAACUGAUGAAGGGUCAUGAGAUUGCCAUGAUUGCUCCCCUUUACCAAUCUUAUAGAGCAUUCAUCAUAACUAAAAUGAGGUCUAAGGUGGAGAUACAUUUGGGCAUAAGUGGGGAGAAAUUGGAGAUAGAUCCUGUCCAUCAGAAAAAUGCAAAAUUUGUUUUAUCUAGGCAAAAACCAGUUAGCCACCACAUGGAUUGCAUUGGAUCCUGCAUAAUCACAGAUACAAAGUCCAGCAAGACCACCUUCCGAAUAGAUUAUGUCUCAGUUCCAGGCAACAAAGAGAUUGUUGGCAGUAACAGUCUACCAAGUAAUGUUAGCAUGAAGCACUAUGACUUUGAAGCAGACAAUGCCACUGCUGAGGAAAUAGUGCAGAAGAUGAAUAUCAUUCUUGACAUUCGGUCCAGCACCAGCAGAAAAGAGUUUAUAGCUACAUUAGAGAAGAAAAAGGAGAAGAAGGGUUUUGUAUAAGAAAAAAGCUUUAAUUUUAA
Molecule: messenger RNA, 1664 nt
Organism: Nicrophorus vespilloides
Lineage: Eukaryota; Metazoa; Arthropoda; Insecta; Coleoptera; Silphidae
Gene: Sin1
Product: stress-activated map kinase-interacting protein 1
Exons: 4
Coding region: 262-1644 (460 amino acids)
Biological process (GO): TORC2 signaling
Cellular component (GO): plasma membrane; cytoplasm; TORC2 complex
Molecular function (GO): phosphatidylinositol-4,5-bisphosphate binding
Source: RefSeq, a predicted model, not a curated record